Molecule: messenger RNA, 6403 nt
Organism: Nyctereutes procyonoides (raccoon dog)
Lineage: Eukaryota; Metazoa; Chordata; Mammalia; Carnivora; Canidae
Gene: TMEM161B
Product: transmembrane protein 161B
Exons: 13
Coding region: 227-1657 (476 amino acids)
Source: RefSeq, a predicted model, not a curated record
CUGUCCCUCGCGUUGUUUUAAGAGGCUCCGGGCGGCGGGGUGGGGAGGGAAGGUCCAGGACGGUCCCGGGGACUCCAGGACCUGUCCGCGGCGCCAUGGUUUGAGGUAGGAAUUCAACUUAUUUUUGGACUGCUUGGAUAGAGGGAGGAGCUAGCAAAGAGAAGUAUGAAGAAUUGAUCAUCAUGGUGUGAGUAAAGGUGUGAUAGGUAUACAGCUGGUUGUUACCAUGGUGAUGGCCAGUGUCAUGCAGAAGAUUAUACCUCACUAUUCUCUUGCUCGAUGGCUACUCUGUAAUGGCAGUUUGAGAUGGUAUCAACAUCCUACAGAAGAAGAAUUAAGAAUUCUUGCAGGGAAGCAGCAGAAAGGGAAAAGCAGAAAAGACAGGAAAUAUAAUGGUCACAUUGAAAGUAAGCCACUAACUAUUCCAAAGGAUAUUGACCUCCAUCUAGAAACAAAGUCAGUUACAGAAGUGGAUACUUUAGCGUUGCAUUAUUUUCCAGAAUACCAGUGGCUGGUGGAUUUCACAGUGGCUGCUACAGUUGUGUAUCUAGUAACUGAAGUCUACUACAAUUUUAUGAAGCCCACACAGGAAAUGAAUAUCAGCUUAGUCUGGUGCCUGCUUGUUUUAUCUUUUGCAGUCAAAGUUCUGUUUUCAUUAACUACACACUAUUUUAAAGUUGAAGAUGGUGGUGAAAGAUCAGUCUGUGUUACCUUUGGAUUUUUUUUCUUUGUGAAAGCAAUGGCAGUCUUGAUUGUGACAGAAAACUAUCUGGAAUUUGGACUUGAAACAGGUUUUACAAAUUUUUCAGAUAGUGCGAUGCAGUUUCUUGAAAAGCAAGGUUUAGAAUCUCAGGGUCCUGUUUCAAAACUUACUUUCAAAUUUUUCCUGGCUAUUUUCUGUUCACUCAUUGGGGCUUUUUUGACAUUUCCUGGAUUACGACUGGCUCAAAUGCAUCUGGAUGCCCUGAAUUUGGCAACAGAAAAAAUUACACAAACAUUACUUCAUAUCAACUUCUUGGCUCCUUUAUUUAUGGUUCUGCUGUGGGUAAAACCAAUAACCAAAGACUACAUUAUGAACCCACCAUUGGGUAAAGAAAGUGUCCCUUUAAUGACAGAAGCGACAUUCGAUACUCUGCGACUCUGGUUAAUAAUCCUGCUGUGUGCUUUGCGGUUGGCCAUGAUGCGCAGUCACCUACAAGCUUACUUAAACUUAGCCCAGAAAUGUGUGGAUCAAAUGAAGAAAGAAGCAGGGCGAAUAAGUACAGUUGAGCUACAGAAAAUGGUGGCUCGAGUCUUUUAUUACCUUUGUGUCAUUGCCCUGCAGUAUGUGGCACCUCUGGUAAUGCUGCUUCACACAACUCUGCUUUUGAAAACACUAGGUAAUCAUUCCUGGGGGAUUUAUCCAGAAUCUAGCUCUACCUUGCCAGUGGAUAAUACUCUACCCUCCAAUUCUGUUUCCUCUGAAUUACCAUCUGCUGAUGGGAAGGUGAAGGUAACUGUUACACAAAUAACAGUGGCACUGAGCAGCUUAAAAAAUAUUUUCACUCCUCUGCUUUUUCGAGGACUUCUGUCUUUUCUGACCUGGUGGAUUGCUGCUUGUCUCUUUUCUACAAGCCUUUUUGGGCUUUUCUAUCACCAGUAUCUGACUGUGGCAUGAAUCUUAAUUAACAAAAACGGAUAUCCAAGUCACACUCGAAAUUGAAAUAUUUGUGCUGUCGGAAACCAGAAGAAAGCAAAUACAAAGGAAAAAAAACAUAUCAGAAUAUUUUGUUUUAAAUGCUUCCUCUGUAUUCUCAGGGUGAAUCAAUGGUAUAAUAUUUAAAAUUACAGAGUAGAUUAUUAACUGCUAUACUGUGGCAUUGGAAUUUUAACUCCUUGUAUUAACUAAUGUGAGAGGGCUAUCUACAGGGGUAAUACUUUUGAUUACCUUGGUUUACAGAAACCUCCAGCAGUCUUUGAAACUUCUCAUUUGACUCCACUUAUUGAUUGAUUGCUCUUAAUGGUACAAAGGUACUGUUAAUAUUCAUAUUGGCUGCCUAUAGAACAAUCUUCAAACUGAGCCAUGCUUUGGGGGAGGGAAAGGAGCUAAAAUCACUUCUGUUGGUAGUAUGUUAGUCAGUCUUCAAACAACAAUAGCAAAAUCCAACAGAAAGGACGAAAUAGCUACUGUAUAUUACAGUAAAGAAAGCUGCAUAGUAAUUUUAAAUUUUAUGGAGAUGUACAUGCUUAAUAUCUACAAGUACUGCUGCCUGAGAGUAGCAAGAAUAUUGUUUUAAAAUGUAUUCUAUCCAGUUUGAGGGAUCUUUUAAUAUGAUUGGCUAUAUGAACAUUUGCAAUCUUGCUAAUAGGCUUGGAACUCCCAUAUUUUAUUCUGUGAUCCUAAAUAUAGUUCUUUUAUUAGUCUAAAGAUAUUUAUCAACAUUGAUCAGACUUUUAAAAAUUUACUUUAAUCCUGCUGACUACCUGUAUGUAUUGUAUAUAUUAUAUAUUAAAUAUAUAAUAUAUUGAGAUUAUAAAAGGUGAAAAUAUUGGAUCCUUAUAUUUUAAGUUGCUGAAUGUAUAUUAAAUGUGGUUGAAUGAGAUGUGUUUGUAUCUAGAAAUUUUCUUUCUUUUUGGAAUGAGAUUAAAAUAUGUUUUGAAAGUUCAUUAGAUCAAGCAAUUUAUUUGUGUUACCUAUGUGUGAGACUGCUUAGAAUUUUAUAAGUACUUGGGAUGAUUUCUCCCAAAUUAAAAUUAUUUUUCUGUCAUUUUCAAAAAUCAGAACUUUUCCCGCUAACCAAAUCUACAGGAAUCAUUUAAACCCAUGGUAAAUAGGAAUUCGUUUAGGUUUAUGGUGUUUAGAAUAAGAAAUGUUAAUAAUUUUCUUUACAGAAUGAAAUUGAAGUAACUUGAAUGAAAAAUUCAUAGGAAGUGAAAAAAGAUCUAAAAAUGUUUUUGAUGCUUUCUUUGUUUAUCUAAAACCCCAAAUUAAGAGCUUCAGUUAUAAAGGGAAUGAAUAUAAGAGAUAAAGUCUGUUUCCUUUUUCAACAAAUAGCAGAAUUUAUAGAUAAACAUUCUUCCAUUGAAUGUUCUUCAGAGGCUAUAUGUUAGUGCUAUGGUUUCAGUGCUAUUGUCACUAUUGAAAGAAAUUUUGAAUCUCUUUUGGAAUUUCAAGGUUUGUGGUUCACAUUCAUUUGAAUAAUCACAGUGCAGCAAGUUCCUGUCUUUUGGUAUAGAUUAAAUAUUGUGGAAUUAGCUGACAUUUCUAAAUAUGAGUGAGUAAUAAGUGCUUAAUUUGGCUAAAACUCUGAUUGAUAAGAAUUGUUAAUAUAGCCAAAUGGUAGUUCAUGUGUAUUUCCAAAAGGAACAUUCCAAAUACAUCUUGAGAUAACAGCAUCCACUAAAAUAAGUGUCUUUUAAUAAGAUUAUAGCAAAGCAUGAUAUUUAUUUUGUAUGUGAAAGUUCUCACAUGUUGGACUUGAAAAGAACCUCACCUGAUAUUUAUAAAACCAUUUUUAUUGAAGAGCUACGUUUUUAAAACUAUAAUUUAAGUUAUUAUUUUGAGUUUCAAAGAUUGUACCAUGGUAUUAUAUAGGGUGGGGCAGGGGAGGCAUAGAAUUUAUUAUUGGAUGAAAUAACCUGCAUUUCUAAAAUACUAUUGAUUCACUCUUUUUAGACUUGAAUUCUCCCUAAGUGUACUGUGAACUUGUUCAAACUGCACAUUAAUUUAAGUAAUGGGUUUGGUUUAGGUUUUUUUUAGCCUUUCCAAACAAAUUUGAAGAAUAUGAUGGUUGUAACUACUAACUGGUUUAUUUAAGCAUCUUGUCUAUGUAUACAAAUUCUGUUUCUGAGUGUAAAGGGUUUAUACUUUCUGUAAAUCAAAUAAUAUUUUUUUAAUUGAGAUAUAAUUGACAUAUAACAUUGUAUUUGCUUUAGAUGUACAACAUAAUUUUAUAUAUAUAUAUAUAUAUAUAUAUAGCAAAAUGAUUCCAAAUAAUAUUUUAAUAUUCUUAGGCCAGUAGAAUUCUUUUAUUAUUUAUGUUGGGCUCUAGUCAAUAUAACUAAGUGCUUCAUAGAUCAGUUUUUUUAUAUUUUUGUUAAAUUAACUAGGAAUCCUUAUAAUCUUGUUUCAUAUGAUUUGUGGAAUUGCUUUUGACAAUAUGUUGAUUCCUGCCCCCCCCCCAAUUCCCUGCCCAUUACAUGAUAAAAAUCCAAGCUGUAUUCUCCCUCCUACCCCCAUUGAUGUGUCUGAAAUGAAAAGCAUAUAAUUUUAUCUUAAUAUCCGUAUGCAUUUUGAUUAUCUUUGGCAUUUUCCCCAGAAUUCCAAUUGCUAUGCUUAAAUGACCAACGCAUCCAAGCAGAAUGGGUUCAUUGUCUUAUUGUUUCUGAUAUAAAUAUCAUUGGUAAAAUAGUGACAUUUCUUCUUGAGUUAUGAUUCAGAACAGAUAUUCAUCCAUUAAUGGAAUUGAUAGGUCCAGGAAGCAAUAAGUAGAAUUCAUUAUGAAAUCUAUAAUUGGAACUUCACUGGAUAGAUUUUAUUCUUUCAAAUGAAAGAUUAAAUUCUCAGUACUGAAAAGCAUAGGGUCUCAACAUUCUCUGAAUUCAAACACACUUUCUGAGCCAUCUCAUAAUUGAAAAUGGUCUAUCAUGGUAUAUGGCUCUAUUCAGCAAAAUAAAACUAAGUGAUUUUUGAAUGUAGAUCAUCCCACAUCUUCACAGACCUUUAGGUGGCCUAAAGAAUCAGAUUUAAACACAAUUAUGAUCUGAGACCAUGAGCCCAGUUCUCAGAUAUUUCUACAAUAUUGUCUUUUAACUCCUACUUGUCUCAUUAUGUCUGUACCCUGGCUUCAUAACUGAGCUGGUUAUGUGCCAUGAUAACUCUGACAUGGACACUAAGGAUGAUCACAAAACUAAUGUUAACCUUUCUCUUCUUUAAAGUGGUAAAAUUUUUACUUAGUCUUUUUUUUUUUCUUCCUAAGAAAAAAGAAAAACCAGAUAUAGCUUGUCCAUAUGCUUAUUUUAUGUUAAAAUUGAACUCCUUUCUUUUUAGCUACAAACUAUUAUGUUGGGUGGGCCUCUCUUUAGUGAUUCAGAGUGUGUAUUUUCUAUUUCAUUGUUGAAAUGUUUCUUUUCCCCUUAUAAUUCCCUGUAUAUGGUUACUCCCCUCCUUUCUCCCACUUGGCAGAAGACCUAUUCAUCAUCUUAAAUGAAGAAACAAUAUAAUUUUAUGGAAAGAAUGUUAGUUUAAUAAUCAAGAAACAUCCCAUUGCUGCCUUCAGUUAGCUAUUUUUUGCACUAAGUGUUCAACCUCUAGUAAUUAAAUAGAAUUGAAUUAUCAUCACUUUUGACCUCAGUAUUAUCAUAAAAUAAAAAAAUUUACAUUAAAUGUAUGGCUAUAUAUUUUUACAGCUGGUAUCAAUUUUUUGUGUGUGUUAGCAUGAGAAAAAUGAAUAGCAAUUUUUGGCUUCAGGAGCAGUCACAGAUCAGGUUAGAGGGCAUUCAUUCACUUUUCCUUGGAAAUAACUUCAAGUGUUUUUUUUCAGGAACAUUUUGUUUUGUACUCUUUUAAUUAUUCACUCAGUAAAAUUUAUUUGGUAUCUAUAAUAUUCCAGAAACUGCCCUACAUACAACAGUGAACAAAACAUCAAAAUUCUUCCUCAAGGAGCUUAGAGUCUGGUUCAGGAAUGCAACAAAAUGAAUAUGAGUCAAAUGUAGGAUAUGUUAGAUAGUGACCUAAUAAGUGGAGAUUGGGGAGGAAUCAGGGAAGGGAGAAAGAAUAUGAAGAUGGAGGAUAGGGAUAAAGUAAAAUUUUAAGCAGAGCAUUGAGAGAAAGCCUCACUGAGAAAGUAAUUGGAGUAAUGAAUGACUUGUAGGAAGUAAGACCCUUCAUAGUGUUGUUUUUUUUUUUUCUUAUGAGCCCUGUAGUUUAUUUGUUGACAAAACACCUCGAUUGCUUGGACUUUGCUAUUUGUGUGCUCACUAACGAAAUACUUGAAAAGAUAGUAUUAUAUUUCUGAUUUGGUGUACUGUACAGAAAGGAUUAUAGGCAUUAUAUGCUGCUUGUUUGCCAAUGAACAGUAAAGCAUGUAAGAAAUAUAAUCUGAGUCCGCUUGUUAUAGUUUUUCUGUCAAGUGCUUUUUAACUUAAUUCAGACAUGUUUACAUUUUAUUUUAGUAGAACUUUUAAAGACUCCAAGGAUUUUAAAUGAGUUACAGGACCCUGGAGCAAUAUGAUAUGUCCACUUGGCAGACAAAUUUUGCCCACCAGUUCUUUUAUCUGUCAGAUAAUCUGUUAACACAGAGGUAAUUAACAAAGGGUAACAUGGCUGAGGACGAAUUUGAUUAAUAGCAUCUUAGCAAAAUUUUAAAUGUUAUAACACAAUUUGAGUAAGUCAAAUGUACCCACUGCUGAAGUAUUAAAAAUG